AUGGGUGGUAAAUUUAUGGGUGUUUGGGCAGUUCAAAACCAAGGUUGGAGGAAAGGUCCAUGGACUCCUGAAGAAGAUAAACUUCUUAUUGAAUAUGUUAACUUGCAUGGGGAAGGAAGAUGGAGUUCUGUUUCUCGUUGUGCUGGAUUGAAUAGGAGCGGUAAGAGUUGCAGGUUAAGAUGGGUGAAUUAUUUAAGGCCAGGACUUAAGAGAGGGCAAAUAACUCCUCAAGAAGAAGGCAUAAUUAUUGAGUUACAUUCCAUUUGGGGUAACAAAUGGUCCACAAUAGCAAGAUAUUUACCAGGAAGAACCGACAACGAGAUCAAAAAUUAUUGGCGAACUCAUUUCAAGAAGAAGGAAAGAUCUCGGAAAGUAUCAAAAUCUCAAAAACUAAAACCAAAACCACCAAAAGAAGAACCAAUUAUAGAUCAACCAACACAAGUUCAAACACAAGAACAAGAUAACAACCAAGUUGUACCAUCUCAAGAUCAUACUUAUAACAAUAAUAAUAAGCAAGAAGUUAUGUUCAUGCAUCCAAACAACAUCAUUAUUGAAGAGCAAAACUUGAUGAUGAUCACAACACCUUCAUGGAUUGAUUCCACGUGUCACGAUCAAGAUGGUUCAUGGUGGGGAAGCCUAUGGAAUUUUGGUGAUCUAAUGCAACAAGAUAACAAUAAUCAAUAUUGUAGCAAAAUGGCAUUAUCACUUCAAAACCAAGCUAAUUAUAAUACUACUAAUAAUAAUACUCCUAAUAUAAAUAACACUAAUAAUAAUAGUUAUGGAUUUUCAUGGGAAGGGGAUUUAAAUAAUAUUUAUUAUGAAGGGUAUAUUUUUUAG
Messenger RNA from Amaranthus tricolor (Joseph's coat), 837 nucleotides. Its product is annotated as MYB-like transcription factor EOBI. The coding region runs from base 1 to 837 and encodes 278 amino acids. The transcript is spliced from 3 exons. Gene Ontology annotation, cellular component: nucleus. Gene Ontology annotation, biological process: regulation of DNA-templated transcription. Lineage: Eukaryota; Viridiplantae; Streptophyta; Magnoliopsida; Caryophyllales; Amaranthaceae. The record is from RefSeq and is a predicted model, not a curated record. Gene Ontology annotation, molecular function: DNA-binding transcription factor activity; sequence-specific DNA binding.